GAAUUACGGAUGUGCAUUUCUAGCUGAGAGGAGGGUUUUCCGGUCAAAGUUUCCUUUGUGAGUCGAAGUGGUGCACCACUAAAGCCAAAGCCGUUUAACCUCGUUAACAACAUUAAUAACUAAAAUGAUAAGUAGCUAAAGAGAACACGUAUUAAUUUAAAUAAUAAAGUCACGACACAGAGAAAGAUACCUUGCAAUUUGGUUGAAAGCUACAGGCUCCACCGCGUGACUAGACUGACAGGUAGCUGCUAGCAUCAGAUGCUAAGCUAACUAUUUAUUGUAGCUAACUGUCUGGAGCGGGGGAGGUGGACUUGUCUAGCUAUCUUUACUGUCGAUAUAUUCGCAUAAAACCAUUUUCUGUUUGCUGCUGUGGAAGUAUUGGAUUUCGUUAUUCAAUAGUUCUGCGUUGGACCAUUCAGCACUCAUCCCAACUGUGUGCUGAAAUGGAAAAACCCUCCCAUUUGUUUUCAAGUAUUUAGAGGAACAGGUCUCUCUGUCACCCUGGCAACGCUGGAGCCACAGGAUGGGACGGAGCCAAAUACCGGCAUCAUGGUUGUUGCUGUAGCACCCGGCUCCGCACCUAGCCCGCGGAGCGAAGCAGUGACUAAUGAGCUACAGGAGAUGACUCUGCAGCCCGCCUCCAACAACAUGCCUGUGCGGGACAGGAAGAAUGUCCUCCAGCUCAAACUACAGCAGAGACGCACCCGGGAGGAGCUGGUCAGCCAAGGGAUCAUGCCACCACUGAAGAGUCCGGCGGCCUUCCACGAGCAGCGGAGGAAUCUGGAGAGAGCCAGGACUGAGGACUAUCUGAAGAGGAAGAUCAGGAGUCGUCCUGAGCGCUCAGAGCUGGUCAGGAUGCACAUACUGGAGGAGACGUCAGCGGAGCCGUCUCUGCAGGCCAAGCAGCUGCAGCUGAAGAGGGCCAGGCUGGCUGAUGACCUUAAUGAUAAGAUCUCCCACAGACCUGGUCCUAUAGAGCUCAUCCACAAGAACAUCCUGCCUGUAGACCUGGACUGUCCUCUGCAGCACUCACUACUGGGUAUGAACACACACUGUACACUGCAAUACACACACACAGAAUGUCCACUGAAACACUCACUUCUGUUCUUGGUAUGUACCCAUUCUUAUUGUCCAGUGUAACAUACAUUACAGAUCAAGUAUACAACACUACUUGUCAUUGCAACACUUUACUGGGUACAUACACAAUAUAAGUUCCAGUAUGUACACAACAACACCUUAGUCAACUGGGUAGGAGCGUCCUUCCUGUGCACAGUCCACUGCAACAUGUUUACUGGCCAGGUGAAGUAGUCCCUCACUCAGACAAAUUUACCCAACCACUCCCAAACUCCCUUCAAUUAGUCACUGUUCAUGGUUCACGUUCAAAUGUUCCUCAAAUGUUAUCAUUGCAAUACAUCAAUUUCACAAUACUGGACUGGUGUGGGGACAUUGUUAUUGCUAAAUCCUUGUGCUGGAGAGACUGUGACCACUUCCAUCAUUAGUAAUUCUGGUUUGGCCAUCGCCUCUUUUUGUAUUGCCAAUUACUAUUCCCUCUGUAUGAAAUACAGUUGAUGUUUGUUGUAGUGAGACUCAACCUCACAACUAAUCAACCUGUUGUUGUAGUGAGACUCAACCUCACAACUAAUCAACCUGUUGUUGUAGUGAGACUCAACCUCACAACUAAUCAACCUGUUGUUGUAGUGAGACUCAACCUCACAACUAAUCAACCUGUUGUUGUAGUGAGACUCAACCUCACAACUAAUCAACCUGUUGUUGUAGUGAGACUCAACCUCACAACUAAUCAACCUGUUGUUGUAGUGAGACUCAACCUCACAACUAAUCAACCUGUUGUUGUAGUGAGACUCAACCUCACAACUAAUCAACCUGUUGUUGUAGUGAGACUCAACCUCACAACUAAUCAACCUGUUGUUGUAGUGAGACUCAACCUCACAACUAAUCAACCUGUUGUUGUAGUGAGACUCAACCUCACAACUAAUCAACCUGUUGUUGUAGUGAGACUCAACCUCACAACUAAUCAACCUGUUGUUGUAGUGAGACUCAACCUCACAACUAAUCAACCUGUUGUUGUAGUGAGACUCAACCUCACAACUAAUCAACCUGUU
This is a messenger RNA of Salvelinus namaycush (lake trout), 2120 nucleotides long. RefSeq names its product myocardin-related transcription factor A-like. NCBI's taxonomy places the organism in Eukaryota, Metazoa, Chordata, Actinopteri, Salmoniformes, Salmonidae. The transcript has 7 exons. Gene Ontology annotation, biological process: smooth muscle cell differentiation. Bases 550 to 1140 code for a protein of 196 amino acids. The record is from RefSeq and is a predicted model, not a curated record.